CGGUAGUGACGCUGAUGAUGCUGGCGUGCAGAGGAGGACCAAUGACAGAGCAGGAUGCUGAGGGAGGCUGCUCGGCUGAAUGGAGGCGACGGGAUGCCGUCCGUGUAGCAGCACAAGAGAGGAAUUGACAUCGAAGGAGGCGCCUCGCAGUUGUUCCCUCCGCGUUUGACGUGCUCCACCUCCCAAGAAAGCCACCCAUGUGCGGUUCAGCGAACCUGUGCAGUAUCUUCGCAGCGUGCCCCCGUUAAGGACCCCCCUGGUGGCCGCGCGGCCGACUCACGGGACAUGUACGGCAGUGCCAGAGCUGUAGGUCACUUAGAGAGCAGCCCCGCACGCUCCCCGCGCCUGCCUCGGUCCCCCAGACUGGGCCAUCGGAGGGCCAACAGCGGGGGCGGGAGCGGCGCGGGGGGCAAGACGCUCUCCAUGGAGAACAUUCAGUCUCUCAACGCUGCCUACGCCACUUCGGGGCCCAUGUACCUGAGCGACCACGAGGGCGUGGGCUCCACGGCCACGUACCCCAAGGGCACCACCACUCUGGGUCGGGCCACCAGCCGGGCCAUGUACGGGGGCCGCGUCACAGCCAUGGGCAGUAGUCCCAACAUCGCUUCAGUGGGACUGCCCCAUGCUGACCUUCUGUCUUACAGUGACCUGGGCUCCAUCUCCAUGCUGCACGCCCACCACCACCACCACCACCAGGGGGUGCCCUCCGCCCUGCUGAGGCAGGCGGUGCGGAGCAGUGGGGGGGAACUGCUGGAGAUGCAGGCCCAGUUCAGGGAUAUGCAGAGGGAGAACGAGAUGCUGCGCAGGGAGCUGGACCUGAAGGACAGUAAGCUGGGCUCGUCCACCAACAGCAUCAAGAGCUUCUGGAGCCCGGAGCUGAAGAAGGAGCGCAUCAUGAGGAAGGAGGAGGCGGCGCGCACGUCUAUCCUGAAGGAGCAGAUGAGAGUCACUCACGAGGAGAACCAGCAUCUCCAGAUGACCAUCCAGGCUCUCCAGGACGAGCUGCGCACGCAACGCGACCUCAACCACUUGCUGCAGCAGGAGAGCGGCAACCGCUCCGGCGCCGAGCACUUCACCACCAUCGAGCUGACCGAGGAGAACUUCCGCCGGCUGCAGGCCGAGCACGACCGGCAGGCCAAGGAGCUCUUCCUGCUGAGGAAAACCCUGGAGGAGAUGGAACUGAGGAUCGAGACGCAGAAGCAGACGCUGGGAGCCAGAGACGAGUCCAUAAAGAAGCUGCUGGAGAUGCUGCAGAGUAAAGGGCUGCCCUCGGGGCCCGGCAGGAUGUCUGACGAGGAGGAGCAGGAGAGGAACAGGCGCAUUGCUGAGGCUGAGGCUCAGCUGGGACACCUGGAGGUCAUUCUGGACCAGAAGGAGAAGGAAAACAUUCAUCUGCGAGAGGAGCUGCACCGAAGAAAUCAGCUGCACCAGGAUCCGAGCAAAACCAAGGCCCUGCAAACCAUCAUAGAGAUGAAAGACACCAAAAUUGCAUCUCUGGAGCGCAACAUUCGCGACCUGGAGGAUGAAAUCCAAAUGUUGAAGGCAAACGGCUUGCUGAACACGGAGGACCGUGAGGAGGAGAUCAAGCAGAUGGAGGUCUACAAGAACCACUCCAAGUUUAUGAAGACCAAGAUUGACCAACUCAAGCAGGAGUUGUCCAAGAAGGAGUCGGAACUGCUGGCUCUGCAGACAAAGUUGGAGACCCUCAACAACCAGAACUCGGACUGCAAACAGCACAUUGAAGUGCUCAAAGAGUCUCUCACUGCCAAAGAGCAACGGGCGGCCAUCUUGCAAACAGAGGUGGAUGCUCUACGUCUGCGUUUGGAGGAGAAAGAGUCCUUCCUCAACAAGAAAACCAAGCAACUGCAGGACUUGACGGAAGAGAAAGGCACCCUUGCUGGAGAAAUCAGGGACAUGAAGGACAUGCUGGAGGUCAAAGAAAGAAAAAUCAAUGUGCUACAGAAAAAGAUUGAGAACUUGCAGGAGCAACUGCGGGACAAAGACAAACAGCUAAGCAACUUGAAGGACCGGGUCAAGUCUCUGCAGACCGACUCCACCAACACCGACACUGCCCUGGCCACCCUGGAGGAGGCGCUGUCAGAGAAGGAGAGAAUCAUAGAGCGUCUGAAGGACCAGCGAGAGCGGGAAGAUAGAGAACGUCUGGAGGAAGUAGAUGCCUACAAGAAGGAGAACAAGGAUCUGAAGGAGAAAGUCAACAGCCUGCAGAUAGAAUUAACCGAAAAAGAGUCCAGCCUCAUCGAUCUCAAAGAGCACGCAUCUUCACUGGCGUCUUCCGGCCUCAAGAAGGAUUCCAAGCUCAAAUCCCUGGAGAUAGCCAUCGAGCAGAAAAAAGAAGAGUGCAGUAAGUUGGAGACGCAAUUACAGAAGAAAGCCCACGAAGUGGAUCAUCAGUCGGGCUCGAGAGGGAACCCGGAGUAUGUGGACCGAGUGAAGCUGUUGGAGAAGGAGAUGGGCUACUAUAAGGAUGAAGCCAGCAAGUCUCAGACGGAGGUGGAGAGGCUCCUGGACAUUCUGCGGGAGGUGGAGACUGAGAAGAAUGAUAAAGAUAAGAAGAUUGCAGAGUUGGAAAGACAAGGAGGCAAAGACCCGACCAAGAAAGGCUCAAACAUCAAACUGGGACCCCAAGGGGACAAGAAAGGCUUGGGACAGGAUGGCCGUAAGGACAGCUCCUUGGAAGGCGGCCAUCACUCAAAGCUGGAGGACCUGAUGAACACACUUGAGAGGACGAGGCAAGAACUGGAUUCCACCAAGCAGCGUCUCUCGUCCACUCAGCAGUCACUGCAGGAGCGGGACAGCCACCUCACCAACAUGAGGCAAGAGCGCAGGAAACAACUGGAGGAGAUUCUGGAGAUGAAACAACAAGCUCUGCUGGCUGCGAUUAGUGAGAAAGACGCUAAUAUCGCCCUGCUGGAACUGUCUGCCUCCAACAAGAAGAAGACCCAAGAGGAGGUGAUGUCCCUGAAGCGGGAGCGGGACAAACUGAUGCACCAACUCAAACAGCACACCCAAAGCAGAAUGAAACUGAUUGCAGACAACUACGAAGACGAACAAUAUCAUCCGCACCACCCGCAGCCCCAGGCCCCGCACCCUCAGCAGCAAGCUCAGAGCCAGUACGCCCACCUCCCCCACGCCCAGCAGGUCCCGUACGGGCACGUCCCUCACAUGCAACACCCGCAGGCCGCCCCGCAGCACCCGCAGCAGCUGCAGUACCCUCACUCUCAACAUCCACAGCAGCACCCGCAGCAGCACCCUCAGCCGCCCCCCCAGCACUCACAGCACCCGCGCCCCCCGCAGCCCCAACAUCCGCACCUCCAGCACCCGCCGCAGCAGCAUUCGCAUGGACAUCUCCCGCCGCAUGCCCAGCACCCGCACGGCCCUCUCCAACAGGGGCCCCACCCUCAGCACCCUCAGCACCCGCAUCCUCAGCAUCCUCAGCACCCUCAGCACUCUCAGCACUCUCAGCAUCCUCAGCCCCAACACCACGGGCAGCAUCCACGCCACCCGUCGCCGCAUCAUCGCGGGGGUCCGGGCAGAGGACCCCCACAUGCUGGCCACCGCCCUUCCCCGGACCAGGUUAGAAGUCACUCACGGUCUCAGGAUGAUGAGGAAGGCAUAUGGGCAUAAUCGUUGCGAUGACAACCAAAGUUCAAAAGUUGUUUUGAAGGAUGACUCAGCCACUACUGGGGGAAAAGCAGCCAGAAGAUGAUGUUGAAAUUUGAUGACACUGACAAAACGUUUUUUUCUACCUUACUCAGCUAGGAGACCUUUUUGUUUUUUUGUUUUUUUUGGGGGUUUUUUUUGGGAGGGGGAGGAACAGGCUUCCCCGAGAUGCGCAAGUCAGGCGUUGGGAAACUGACAGUCGAGCGGGUGACCUUGGAGCAGAUCUUCUCAGCAUGGAACGGCUAAAUAGAGACCCCACGCCUCCUCUUCCUCACUGUCUUCACUUCAUUUGCCCCAUGCUGAACAUGGGACCUCCUCAGGAGCUUGCAAGACUGGUCUCCACCUUCUCCAAGAUCCUUAUUCUUCCAUCCUUACUUCCUUCUCAUGAUUGCUUCAAGGUCAUGGCUGCCAUUGCUGUCUGCUUCCCUCAAGCCUGACUGACGGACCACCAUCGUCACUGCCCCGCCCCCAAAUCAUGACAUCAUAGCGACCGUGAGCCCUAAAUAUCUGAGAUAACACACAAACGGACCUCUUUUGUACCUUUUUAGUGGUGUCACCUUCUUCGAGGAGCUGAUAGUCAACGUGCCGUGUUCCAAUUAAGAAUAGAUCGUGCCACCCGUGGAGACUUAAUGUGAUCAUUUUUGGAAGAGGUGCCUUGAAACGAACAUAAGGGUCCUCCGGCUCGUUUUCGCUUGAUUUUGCCAUCAUCUUCAUAUUACCUCAUUUCAAUCCAACAAAGUGGGGGAGAAGAAAAAAAAAAAACAAUCAAUCUAUGCAGACGUCAGUGUUGCAUGAAUUAAUUUCACUCACCAUCUGUAUUCAAAGUGUCAAAGCGGACAAAAAAAAGUGAGAUUACGAAAGAGACUAUGCACCUACGCACCUCUUGUUGUUGCAGGAUAUUUUUGUUUAUUUUCAACUCAUGGUGCUCCUGCUGCAGGUGCUCGAUAUAAAUGGUGUCAGUGAGUCAAGGGAUUUGCUUCUUCUACCGCUGAGUCAUCAACAUUAGCGGUCGACAACUUUGUACAUAUGUCACAAGGGGCACUUUGCGAUCAAUUGAAGAACCCCAAAGAGGAUGAAAAACUAUAAAUACAACAAUUAGGAAGAGUUGUCCUGUAGAUGUUUUUCCUGAAAAUUCCAGCCACCAAUACUCCUCGAACCCGUCCGUCUCUUCCACAUCUCCUAAACGUAGCGACCUAGCUGUCCCUCUCAACAAGGUGGCCUCCUUCAAAAAAAAUGUACACAUACAGUAUAUGAUAGAUAUGCAUAUAUUAUACAUAGAGAGAAUCUAUAGAGUGUGUCUAUAUGUGGUCAGAAAAUGACAAGAUUAAAACAAAAAAAAAGGUUUUCUUUUUUUACUGAAAUGGAUGGGAGAGGGUGAGAAGUGUAUUAUAAGUGUUUUUGUAUAUCUAGAGAAAAAUCCUGAGUGGAGAAAUGAACAUUCCCUGUCUGAAAAUACAAACAGUGCAAAAAAAAAAAAGAAAAAGGAGGAGAGCAGAAAUGCUCAUUUAUUUAAAUCUUUGUAGAAAAGAAUUUCACAUUCCUUUGACCUGUUUUACAUUCCUUCCACUGUCUUUGUGCGGAGGUUUUCAAAGUGUGAGCCAGAGGACUGCUUGGGAAGAAAAAUAAAACAAUCUAUUUUUAAAGCUGUGAAGAUAAUUUAAGCAUGUUGGAGAAUUUUUUUUUUUUGGACAUGUAGUGAGUAGAGACUAUGUUCAAUUUUAAAAAUGGCGCUUCAUUUAAGAGAUUUUCCAACUUUUUCCACAUGUCAAUUUCUGCAAAAAAAAUGCUGUGACAACUUUUAGGCUUAAUUGUAGAUCACUUUUUAUUUUAUUUUGUUAUUUUGUAUUUUUUUUAAUUUUAUUUUUAGGGGAGGCUCACUGUUGCGCACUUUGAAAACCUCAUGCUUUCACACUCAGUUGGCUUGUGGCGACAAAUCAGAUCAAGAGGAGAAAAAAAGAAGAAGAGAGGGAGCACUUGUGUCCGGAUCUGCAUUUUCUUUCUUGUGACUUUUCUUAUUUGGGCGUCUCGUAAACACAAGUGGUGACACUUUAGUGGAAACUGAAUUCGACUGUUACUGAACUUCAUUUCUCCCCCACCCCCUAUGGUGUGCUCCUCUCUAUUGGCCAAGUGUUGGUUGGUACUAUAUAUAUAUAAAUAUAAAUGUAUUUUUCCAAUCUUCCACAAUUAAGGCGUCAUCUGCUUCCUACGUGAAGCUUCCAUCGUCUGUCACUGACCAAAAAAAAUCUCCAAAUUGUGUUUAUGUUUACAACUACAAGACAAAUAUAAUCAUAAGUUUGUGUUUUAUAGGGGGAAGACAAUGCAGACAGAGGAGCAAAAAAAAAAAAAAAA
Molecule: messenger RNA, 6030 nt
Organism: Syngnathus acus (greater pipefish)
Lineage: Eukaryota; Metazoa; Chordata; Actinopteri; Syngnathiformes; Syngnathidae
Gene: erc2
Product: ELKS/RAB6-interacting/CAST family member 2
Biological process (GO): neuromuscular synaptic transmission; regulation of synaptic plasticity; maintenance of presynaptic active zone structure
Cellular component (GO): cytoskeleton of presynaptic active zone
Molecular function (GO): structural constituent of presynaptic active zone
Source: RefSeq, a predicted model, not a curated record